Durusdinium trenchii is the source of this 2157-nucleotide messenger RNA. The record is from the annotation of a GenBank genome assembly. NCBI's taxonomy places the organism in Eukaryota, Dinophyceae, Suessiales, Symbiodiniaceae.
AUGCUCUCCCUGAAGCUGGAUGACAGCUUAGUUUAUCCUGGUGGCCCGAAGUGGAAAGAAUGCUUACCCCCAGAGUUGCUGGCCCAACCAGGCCUGCAAGCCAUGUGUUCGGAAGCAGCGUCAGUGCAGGAGUGCAUUGCGUUCCGACUUCCCAAACUUGGUGCACUUGCUGGCUCUGUGUUGAGUCAUGCUAUCAAUGUGAUCGACGGUCUUUGUUAUAGACUCUCUCCCCUCAUCUUUAAGAUAGGGUACACUCACGAUGCAUCUUGGCGCUGGGGGAAUAGCCUUUAUGGCUACAGUUCUGCCAAAGAAAGAUGGACGGGCAUGAUCGUGUUUUACAUCACUUCGGAACCGUUUGGUCCUGCUAUGUUGGAAGCAGCCCUGAUCGAAAAGUAUCACAGUGCCUUGUUGGCGGCUGCGAUCCGCACUGCGCAAGGCGUGGUGCAGGAUAUAGGCUUGGAAAGCGCCAGCAGAUCUGGGGGCUUGACUGAGCUUAGCCAAUGCUCCCAGGCACACAGUGAAAGUGGGGGCCGGAAAGUGGUGGAACGAUUGCGCUUGACAAUCCCAAUUCCUCUGACCACAAUCCCAAAGACACUUGGGGUGCGCUAUACGGGUGAGUUUCAAGCUUUGAAAUUGGAACAUUGGUGCCAGUUUCUAGUUGACAAGAACUGUUGGCACAUGGUUUGUGGCCUUGUUCGCCCUGACCCAGAGCGAGAAAGGGCAAUCUUGACUGAGUUCUGGACCCGUUUUCGGGCACUCCAUCCAGACCAUGGUUUGUUUGCCACAGAUCGGGAUUGGAGCAGGACAGUGCCAUUGUUGCUUCAUGGCGACGAAGGUCGCGGCAGAAAGAAAGCACCGUUCUUGAUCUGCUCCUACCAUUCCGUUUUGGGAUUGGGCACCGAGGCUGCCAACAAGGCCAGGAAAACCAAGCCGUACUUGGCGAUGAAGUUGAACUAUUCAGGGAGUUCGUUUGAACAUCGUUUUCCUUCAACUGUUCUUCCCAAAAUGGUGCGCGAUGAAGUAGCAUUGCGAGAUCUUUUGGAGUUCAUGACGCGCGAUGCAUUGCACCUGUUGGAGCACGGCGUUCGAAGCAAGGAUGGGCACACAUUUUAUGGUGCUUGCAUCAGCAUAGUUGGGGACUGGGUCUGGUCGGUGAAGGCAGGUGACCUGCAGAGGUCAUUCCACAACGUGGAGAAACGUGCUCGGAGUGAAGCUGCAAACCCGCGAGGUAUAUGUCACCUCUGCCAAGCGGGGCAACUCAAUGUACCUUUUGAGGAUCUCCGAGUGAACGCUGAAAGACCUUGGAAGAACACAAUGUUUGCGCAGAACCCAUUCAAUGGUACUCCUUCGCUGUGUCGUCUACCUCACGUGCCGCAUCAAUUGCCCCGGCUGUUCUCGUUUGACCUUUGGCACGCCUGGCAUCUGGGAGUUGCUAAAUCAUUUCUUGCUGGUUGCUUAGCACUUUUGAGCGACAACAUGGACGGGGGUGGUGGCAGCGCGGAAAGUCGAUUUCAAUCUUUGACCCAGGCCUACUUGCAGUUUUGUGACGGACGGGGCCAUAUGCCAUUCGUUUCCACAAUUUCUCAGCUGACCAUAGGAUGGCCGGACCGUGCUACAUAUCCAAACGGAUAUUGGUCAAAGGGGCAUGUGUCGACCCUUUUGUCAAAGUUCUUCAAUGACUACAUGUCAAGCAACAAUGUCGACGUGGAGCAGAUGUACCACAGUGACUUGCUCAAGCUGUGCUUUGAUUGCAAUUCUUGCAUCAGUUCUUGCUUGAAAUCGUUGUACAGCUCAGACGUUUGGAUCCCUGUUGCAGAGGCAAAGGCGAUAGCCAUGAAAGGCCUGAAAUUUUUGGAUGGAUACCAUGCUCUCGCCGUGAUGUGUUACCAAAGAAAUAUGGCUAUGUUCCCGUUCAUGCCAAAGAUUCACAUCCUGGAUCACAUCUUCACGGAGCUGUAUGAGACAGCAUGCAGACGUGACCUGUCCUUCGCAGCCAAUCCACUCAUCACAGCUGUGCAAAUAGACGAGGACUAUAUAGGCAAAGCAUGCCGUGUAAGCCGUCGAACAGGAGCUGCUCAGGUCAUCACGAGGGUUCUUCAGCGGCUGCUGCAAGCCAGUUACAAACACUGGAGAAAAGCAGGAUACAUUCGAUCUUGA